Notothenia coriiceps (black rockcod) is the source of this 576-nucleotide messenger RNA. Its product is annotated as probable 28S rRNA (cytosine-C(5))-methyltransferase. Lineage: Eukaryota; Metazoa; Chordata; Actinopteri; Perciformes; Nototheniidae. Bases 175 to 411 code for a protein of 78 amino acids. The transcript is spliced from 5 exons. The record is from RefSeq and is a predicted model, not a curated record.
CCGUGUGCGCGCAUGUUCGCCAUCGCCAUCAUCGUUACGUCAGUUGUGUGUGCCGGAUGUUCCUCUACAACGUGUUGAAGAAAAACUCACGUGUGUGUUUUUACCUUACACCGUACACUCAAUAAUUGGAUCAAAAAGGAACAUAUUCAGCGAUCGUCAGUGUCAUUUGGAGUCAUGGGUCGUAAAUUGGAUCCCACCACCCACGUGAAGAAAGGGCCGGGGAGGAAAUCCAGGAAGCAGAAAGGAGCGGAGAUAGAGUUGGCCAGUUUCAUACCUGAGGAGGAAGCAACAGCGAAACGUCUGUCAAGCAGAAGCAGGAAGAGAGCGGCAAAACGAGUCCUGAGUAAGAAAGCGCCGAAAGAUGCUGCUAAGGAAAAACCAAAGAAAGGAUUAACUGAUGAGAAACAGUGAUGGUUGACACUCAGCUAAGAGGAGCGCAAACGGAAGAAGCUGAAGGGUGGGGAUAAAAAAAAACAGCGUGAACCAACUGGAGAACGAGGAAGUCUGCGAGAAUGGAGGAAUGAGGAGAGGAGGAGACAAAGAAAGAGAAAGAACAAGGAAAGAAGAAGAAGAGAC